UUCCGCGACCUACCGCGUAAACGCAGGACUUCAUUGAUGAAGGCCUCGCCCUACAGCGCCUCGUGACGUCUGAACCUGAGCAGGAAAUAAAAGAUCUUAGCCGCUGGCGCAUCAGGCCAGGCUGAAACAAUGGAGAAAGCCCACGAUAGUUUCGAGUGGUUGUUGCAGGCACGCUUGCCGGGGAUGGGAAGCAGAGAUUAGCGGCCUCUUGUUUAUUAUCCCGGCGUUCGCGGCCAGCCCGCCGGGUGGUGGUGGCGGGCAUUCUUCGGCGGUGUAGCUUCCUUCCAAAGCUGGCGACCGGGCAGGAAAGGCGUCGGUGACCCCCUUUCUCUCGGCGGGAUUUCGUGAUCGCUUUAGGGGCCGCUCGCCUGAUACUGGCUGCUCGCAGAGGACGCCAGCGUGUGCACGUCGGGGCGGCACAACCUCGACGGAGCGCCCCUCGGAGGCACUCGCCGUGCACGUCGUCGCCGCCGCUCUGGUUCCACGUCGCGUAGCUGUGGCAUUUUACUGCCAACCUGGUCCGACGCUGUGGUGGCCUGCAGGCGUCCAAGUUCGCAAAAAACCGUCCUCCGUGAGCUCAGACCGGUCGUCGCAUCCUUUUGUUCGUCGAAGGAAGUGCUCUUAAGAGGAAAAGAAAGCGGCGCCUGCCUCUAUUUUUCCCGCUGCUGUUCGGCGUGGACUUCUGGGAACGAGCCAGGUCGUCGUUACCCUGCUCUCUUCCAUUGUCGUCUACUCGUCCCUCGGGUGCGCCCUCCUGUCGUCUGCCUGCCAUCGAGAAGCCGGGUUCAUCGCUCGGACUUGAGCGGUGCGCUUUCUCGGACCCCCGCAGCCACCACGCGACACGAGGCUCUCUCUCUGUCACCGACGCCGGUGCGCCGAGGCAGCCACUGUGUACGCGCCCUUUGACAAUUCGAGCCCGGCGAAGGAACGUGCAGCUGCCGCUUCUCUUCUGACAUUUGCCAUCGAGUCGUCGCCGCUCCUGAGGAUUAUACGGCGUCGGAGAUAGCUACGCGCGUCUACUGUGUAAUCCAACCAGCGUCUCGUGCAGAAGCGGCCACACCAUGGGAGGCGUCGGCGUAGAGGCCCCCCUGAACCUGCUCAACAUCAAACCCAACUAUUCGUUCGAGUUCGACUUCGAGGUGAACUUCGACAAGGACCAGAAUCGUUUGUGGAUGAACCGCAACUGGCACACGUCCGUCUACUGGGUGGGCCUCUACAUGCUCGUGGUGUUCGGUGGCCAGGCGUUCAUGGCCCAGAGGCCGGCCUUCAAGCUGACGCGGCCGUUGCAGGCCUGGAACUUGCUCCUUUCCGUGUUCAGCGUGGUGGGGGCCUGUCGCACCAUCCCCGAGCUAAUCCACGUGCUGCGCGAGUUCGGCUUCUUCCACUCGGUGUGCAACAACUCGUACAUCGAGUACGACCGCGUCUCGGGCUUCUGGACCUGGAUGUUCGUGCUGAGCAAGGUCCCCGAGCUGGGCGACACGGUGUUCAUCAUUCUGCGCAAGAAGGAGCUCAUCUUCCUCCACUGGUACCACCACAUUACAGUGCUCAUGUUCUCCUGGUACUUCUACCAGCAGCACAUCGCGCCCGCGCGUUGGUACGUCGUCAUGAACUACGUGGUCCACUCGCUCAUGUACUCGUACUUUGCGCUACGCUCGUUCCACGUGCGCAUGCCACGCUGGAUCGGCGUCUGCAUCACCACUCUGCAGAUCAUGCAGAUGCUCAUGGGCGCUUACGUCACUGGCUUGGGCUUCUUCACCAACAAGCGCGGCUCCGCAUCGUGCGCCAUUUCGGAGCGGACGGCGCUGCUUGCCAUGUUCAUGUACCUGUCCUACUUCAUCCUGUUCGCGCUGUUCUUUUACGGUGCCUACCUCAAGCCAAAACGCAAGACCGCCAUCAAGGCCGACUGAGGAGUGGCUGUCCCCUGCGUCCACACGGUGUUCGCUGCGGGCGCUCUCUCGAAGACAACCCCCACGCUGCCAGACGCGCGUGCGACGCGAUGUCGGGACAGUCGAGACGAGUGUCGCGCGCUGCUCGCACCAUUUUCCCAUUUCCGUUGUUGCUGCACUCCCCUUUGUGUCUUUUCUGUUUUGUGCUGUUGUUGCCCUCGGCUACCACGCACCUGCGGUCGCCUGGCAACGGACUCAUUCCAAUCAAACAGCGUCAACGAAUCGCGAUAUGUGCGUUUAUGUAAAACAGGUUCCUUUGUCGACGGGUUUGUGUUGGCGAGUGGUGACCGAGAUUUCAACGGACGGUUUUUUUUUUUUUUUUUUUUUUUUUUUUUUUUUUCCUGUUUGUUACUUCGUCGUGUUAUCGUCCCGCUUUCUUUGGGAUUACACUUCCGCGGCCAAUUUUCAUGUGUCGGAGAGUCUAGCGAUAACCAGUACCUUCUUAGAAUGGAAUUUACAGUAUUGACGUCGCACGUAUCUGUGCAAUGCCGAUGACCCAUAGUGUAGGGACACGUUGCUCAAUGAGUAGACCAGUGCCCCCCUCCGUAGCGCGAAUGACCGCUCUGGGAGCGAGUGCUCUUGAUGGGUGCCAAUGUGCACCCGGUGCUGUUUUAGGCGAUCAAAGCAACUUUAGACAGAGUGCUUCCCUAGGCACGAUUUUCGCGUCACAACAUUGUACACACAACGACGUUAGACAGUUUAACGUGGGUGGCACUUAGACUUUCUUCUUUUUGUUGUUGCUGUUGGAUUUGCCAAGUUAGCAGGUGCAAUAACAACGGCUUUUACGACUACCCCUCUCUGCUGGCUUCAAAAACUGGCAUGAGAGGUUAAUCGUGUAGGGUAUUGUUCUUGUGUAAACGCACACGCUGUUAAACCUGCAAAGGGACAGCGGGCCACAAGUCCGUGGCAAUGGACGACGAGUAGUGCCUUUUCUCCGAUAGUUUUUGUUUUUUUUUUUCUCUAUUUCUCUGGCCGAAGAUAAAUUAAAAAUGUUUUUUUUUUUUUCUUCUUGAGACAAUAAAAGUGCGUUCAGUUUCAUA
Molecule: messenger RNA, 2986 nt
Organism: Dermacentor silvarum
Lineage: Eukaryota; Metazoa; Arthropoda; Arachnida; Ixodida; Ixodidae
Gene: Baldspot
Product: elongation of very long chain fatty acids protein 6
Exons: 2
Coding region: 1062-1907 (281 amino acids)
Biological process (GO): sphingolipid biosynthetic process; fatty acid elongation, monounsaturated fatty acid; very long-chain fatty acid biosynthetic process
Cellular component (GO): endoplasmic reticulum membrane
Molecular function (GO): fatty acid elongase activity
Source: RefSeq, a predicted model, not a curated record